Molecule: messenger RNA, 1879 nt
Organism: Seriola aureovittata
Lineage: Eukaryota; Metazoa; Chordata; Actinopteri; Carangiformes; Carangidae
Gene: hibch
Product: 3-hydroxyisobutyryl-CoA hydrolase
Exons: 14
Coding region: 118-1266 (382 amino acids)
Biological process (GO): L-valine catabolic process
Cellular component (GO): mitochondrion
Molecular function (GO): 3-hydroxyisobutyryl-CoA hydrolase activity
Source: RefSeq, a predicted model, not a curated record
CCGUUACCUCUUCCAGGAAGUAAACGCAAAAAAAAAAAAAAAAAAAGACCUGUGAGAGGAGAGAGCCAGAAACAGCAAGCUGUGCUUCAAAGUCCACGACACCAGGCAGAAAUAAUAAUGUCCUUAACGGCUUUGACAUCUACAUACAGACUGAGGUCCCUCUGCAGACUGCAGCGAAUUCAGGGCCACAUGAUGUCCAGUCAUGUGGAACCAGAUGUUCUCAUGGAGAAAGUGGGCAGAGCCGGUGUGAUCACCAUGAACAGACCCAAAGUGCUGAAUGCCCUCAACCUGAACAUGAUCCGACAGAUCUACCCUCAGCUCAAGAAAUGGGAGAAUGACAAGGAAACUGACAUUGUCAUUAUUAAAGGAGCAGGUGGGAAAGCCUUCUGUGCUGGUGGAGACAUCAGAGCGGUCACAGAGGCGGGGAAGGUGGGUGACCCUCUUGCACAGGACUUUUUCCGUGAGGAAUACAUUCUCAACAAUGCUAUAGGAACAUGCAGGAAACCAUACAUCGCCCUCAUUGAUGGAAUAACAAUGGGAGGGGGCGUGGGCCUGUCAGUUCACGGACGGUUUCGAGUGGCCACGGAGAAGAGCCUGUUCGCCAUGCCGGAGACUGCCAUCGGGCUUUUCCCUGAUGUGGGCGGUGGCUAUUUUCUGCCAAGGCUCCGGGGGAGGUUGGGUCUGUUUCUGGCUUUGACGGGCUUCCGCCUCAAAGGACGUGAUGUGCAGAGAGCUGGAGUUGCCACUCACUUUGUAGAAUCUAAGAAGAUCCCAGACCUGGAAAAGGAGCUGGUGGACCUGAAGUCUCCCUCUGCUGAAGACGUCACCAGAGUGCUAGACACCUACCAGACCCAGAGCAGUCUGGACUCUGAGAAGCCUUUUGUCUUGGACAAGCACAUGUCUGAUAUUGACAGGCUUUUCGGCUCCGGCAGUGUGGAGGGAAUAAUGCAGAACCUGAAGGCAGACGGCUCCGAGUUUGCUAAGAAACAGGCUGAGACAUUGUCCAAAAUGUCUCCCACAUCCCUGAAGAUCACCUAUAAGCAGCUGCAGGCGGGUGCCUCUCUGAGCCUGCAGGACGUGUUGGUGAUGGAGUAUCGACUGAGCCAGGCCUGCAUGAGGGGCGGCGACUUCUAUGAGGGUGUAAGAGCUGUUCUGGUUGACAGGGACCAGAAUCCCACAUGGAACCCGUCAACACUGGAGGAGGUGUCGGAGCAGAGCGUGGACCAGUGCUUCUCCUCACUGGGAGAGAAGGAUCUGACUUUCUGAAGGCCCGUCACCCAGCAGCUGUUUCCCACCUUCAAACACACACCACUAAGCCUUCUGUAAACGGAACGCUUCCUGUCCCCACAUCCCUGUAUGGUCAUUUGAGAGGACUGUACUGCCGAGGGUGGGAGAGCUUCUGUUGUUUUCUGACAAGUACAUAAAUAGGUCAUAUGCGUUAAUGGUUUGAAUCUGUACCAUUUCAUACCGUAGAACUUUUUCUGUUCCUCUGGUGACAUUUAACAGGAAUAUUCAGACUUGUACAGGCUGCUAUUCUGCAGCUGAGGAGAAGGUUUCACAGCCAGGCAUUGAAAAUAGUAUUAGACGAGAUAGCCAACAGACACCCUGUGUGUCACACAUAAAAAAUGCUCAGUGUAAACUUGCUCUGCAGUGGAAGCGCAGUCUUUUCUACACGAGCUGUGGGGUGGUAACUCUUCUGCUGCAAAUUCAAGGAGGCGAACAGCAGCGAGCACAUGAGAAGAAAAAAAAAUGAUCUCACCAUUGAGUGCAUUAUUCCAUUUCCUGUGGGCGUUUGUUGUUGUGACAUGGCUCAGCAUCAUCUGUAUUUCUGCAGGGUGGUCAUUUGUUCUAAUACAUAUGACUUAUUGUCUCUGUUUCA